Messenger RNA from Hypanus sabinus (Atlantic stingray), 1749 nucleotides. RefSeq names its product lipoyl(octanoyl) transferase 2 (gene lipt2). Gene Ontology annotation, molecular function: lipoyl(octanoyl) transferase activity. Gene Ontology annotation, biological process: protein lipoylation. The record is from RefSeq and is a predicted model, not a curated record. The transcript is spliced from 3 exons. NCBI's taxonomy places the organism in Eukaryota, Metazoa, Chordata, Chondrichthyes, Myliobatiformes, Dasyatidae. The coding region runs from base 654 to 1331 and encodes 225 amino acids. Gene Ontology annotation, cellular component: mitochondrion.
UUAUAAUGUGUUGAAGGAUAAUAUAUUAAAGUCACGUUGUGCAAACUACUCCUUGAGAUUCUAUGAAGGUCAACACGAACUCUUAAUUUUAGGAGAGGCAGAGGGAGGGUGGUCGGGUACAUUUUACCCAGGGUAGAAAUGUCAAAUAUUAGCGGGUAUCUCUUUAAAGUGAGAGGGAGUAUGUCACUGAGACCGCAUUUUAGGUAUUUUGUGAAGUUCUGGUUAGUUUGUCAUUAAGCUAGGAAGAGUGAAGAAAAGAUUCAUAGGGAUGUUACUGCGAUUAAGGUUAAAAAUGAGACUUUGUUUUUACACUUGGAGCCUAGGUGGCUGACGAGCACUUUUACAGUGGUAUGUAAAAUUAAAAGGGGUGUAGUUAAGGUGAUUGGUCAGUUUUUUUUCAGGCUCGGGGAGUCUGAAACUCAAGGGAAUGAUUUAAUGAGGACUUCAGGGGCAGGCUUUUCAUACACUGGGUGAUGGGUCUCUGAAACAAGCUACCAUAGGAGGUUGUAGAACUGGGUACAAUCACAAUGUUUAAAAGAUAUUUGAACAGCAGUAGCAUCAGAGUGCCAAUUUGGAUGUUAAGAACUUUGGAUUAUCAGAGCAUCAUAGGACACCUUUCUCAUCCUUGAAAGCUGAAAAUUGAAUUUGAUGCCAUGACCUUCUCAAAACCAAUGAUCGAAGUGGUGAACCUUGGGAGGAUCUCUUAUGGUAACGCAUUACAAGCUCAGCAGAAGUUCAUCCGGCGCCACAUUGACGCCCUAACCCGUCUGCCCACUGAUGAGGCCCCAUUGAAUGCGCUGCUCCUGUGUGAGCAUCCUCCAGUGUACACAAUUGGCAUACGGACAGCACCAUACUCGAUCAGGGAGGAAGAGAGGUUGAAAGAGCUGGGUGCGGAGUUCUACCGGGCAAACCGAGGAGGGUUGAUCACCUUCCAUGGCCCCGGACAGCUGGUGUGCUAUCCAAUCCUGAACCUGGCCCACUUCAAAAAGAGCGUGAGGUGGUAUGUGGGUGAACUGGAAAGAACCGCUGUCCAGCUCUGCUCCAAGUUUGGUAUAAAAGCAGAGACCUCAUCUGAGACUGGAGUGUGGGUUGGAAAAAACAAAAUAUGUGCCAUUGGGAUUCACUGUGGCAGAUACAUCACCUCUCAUGGGUUAGCGCUCAACUGUAACACUGAUCUCCUCUGGUUUUCACAUAUCAGCCCCUGUGGUAUAGAGGGGAAAGGGGUUACAUCCCUGAGCAAAGUACUGCAGAGGGAAGUGACCAUCUCUGAGGCAGUGGAGCCUUUCCUGGAAACAUUCGCAGAGCAGUUUAACUGCACGCUGAAGCGCUAGAGGCCAUUCGUCUCCAGGCUGACCAUCUGUACAGAUCUUCACCUGGCCUACAAGCUGUACUGUUUGAAGAGGCUUGAAACUUGUGAGUAGUCUGCAAGGAAGAGUGAAGCUUGGAACAGGACACAAAGAUCAAGCAUGUUAUGUGUCUGUCCAAUAGGAUCCUGUUAUCUGCUGAAUCACACCCCCCCCCCCCCCAUUGUCAACCACUACUUGCAGCACCGAGUGUCAACGAGAGGAUGGUGUUGAUCCAAAGUUCUUCAGAAGCGAAUCAGAAUCAGGUUUAUUAUCACUGACAUAUGCCAUGAAAUUUGUUGUUUUACAGCAGCAGUACAUUGCGAUACACUGCAUUUAUUGGUUAUUUCUCAUUUUUAAUCUCCAAGGUUGAAAUACUUGAACCAAAUUAAACCAUUUGAAGAUA